Molecule: messenger RNA, 2610 nt
Organism: Ictalurus furcatus (blue catfish)
Lineage: Eukaryota; Metazoa; Chordata; Actinopteri; Siluriformes; Ictaluridae
Product: adhesion G protein-coupled receptor F5
Exons: 6
Coding region: 695-2350 (551 amino acids)
Biological process (GO): G protein-coupled receptor signaling pathway; cell surface receptor signaling pathway
Cellular component (GO): membrane
Molecular function (GO): G protein-coupled receptor activity
Source: RefSeq, a predicted model, not a curated record
UUGACACAACACAAUAUAGACAGCUGCAUAGUUAUAUUUCUGGUUCUCUCUUGCCAGUUGUGACUUACAUGAGCAACAAAUGUAUUUAUUUUAUUAAAACAAAUCCAAACACUGAUCAUGUUUUUAAGCUCUAAAAUAAGCUCUAAAUAAAAGUAUGUAGAUCAUAUUGAUUUUCACUUGAUUUUAUUUGCAUAUGUGACCUUAAAGUAAUCCAAAAGUAAUCAGAUUACAUUACUUUCAUAUUGUGAUUCUUGGAUUAUGUUACUAAUUAAUUUUUUUAUGAAGUAAUUUGUAACUGUGAUGGAAUAAAUUUUUAAAGUAACCCUCCCAACCCUGGUAAACCCAUGCUUCUUUUCUUUAGCAUUUACCUGCUCUGAUAGUGUAUUUGGAGCUGGAAAUCUUGGAGACGAACACAUUGGUGACUGUAAUGGAAACAUGGUUGGGUCUCAAAAGGCUAAGUGUAAUUCAUCAGGCCUCUGGGACCCCAUAGAAAACAACUGUGUUCUGCGCAUCAUUCAAAAUUUAAAAGAUGAAGCUAAGGCAAUUCUUUAAAGAUUACUUCCAUGAAGGAUAAUGAAAAAAAUCAUUUUAGUUAUGUGGUUUCUCUUCGGUUCUUCAUAACAAUUUGUCUGUGUUUUUUUUUUUUUUUUUUUUUUUGCAAUAGAAUUUACAAGUAACAGGCAUCCAAGACUUUAUGAGCAAUUUCAUAAGUAAUGCUACAGAAGAGACUCAGAACAUAAUUCAAUCUUCAGCUACCAUAUUAACAAUUGUAGAAAUACUGACAAUCAUUUCCAGUCUCUCACAAACAAUUUUAAUCAAUCAACCCGUUAUGAUGGAUUUUCUGAAAACAACUGAUGUAAUUGGAUCAGUAGGUGCACGGGACACAUGGGUGCAUUUAAACAAAAAUAGUACAACUAUGAAUGCCAGUUCUGAACUUCUGAAGUCUAUUGAGAGCCUUGCACGCCGACUCAGGGAUGAAAACUUCAACAUAACAACAAACUACACCUCUCUCAGUAAAACUAACUUUACUACCCCCUUUUCUGAAACAUUCGGUAUAAAUUUAACUACCCAAAUAAAUGUACCCACACUUAGGGAACCGACUUUCAUCACAGUGAUAAUCUCUUCUGCCCUUGAAAAUGCCUUACCUGUUCGAAAUCUGACCUACAAUGACAGCAGUGAAUCUGGCAUCAGGAUCAAUGGAGAUAUAGUUGUAAUUGAGACAAAGUCAACAAUUAAUAACAUUUCCUUUUCUUUUGAUGUAAAAAAUAAGACACUGGGAAACCCUCAGUGUGUUUUUUGGAACUUCAGUUUGCUGAAUGGCAUUGGGGGAUGGGACUCAACUGGAUGUCAACUUAAACCAUUAGAGAAUGAAACAGAAAAAUUUACAUGUGAGUGCAAUCACACAACCUCUUUUUCAAUCCUGAUGUCACCAUUUGCCUUGGAUAAAGACUUGGCCAUAAUCUUAGAUUACAUAACUUACACUGGCGUUGGCAUUUCAUUGGGCAGCUUGGUUUUGUGUCUCAUCAUUGAAAUCUUUUUAUGGAAAUCAGUGACAAGAAAUGACACAUCCUACAUGCGCCAUGUCUCCGUAGUCAACAUUGCUGUCUCCCUUCUGAUUGCAAACAUAUGCUUCAUCAUUGGUGCACCAGUUGUAAAGAAAGGAGAGGGUCCCUGCAGUACAGCGACAUUCUUCAUGCACUUCUUUUAUCUUGCCCUUUUCUUCUGGAUGUUGCUGUCAGCACUCUUGCUCCUCUACCGCACCCUCAUGGUCUUUUCUAGAAUGUCCAAAGGAGCAAUGAUGGCCAUAGCCUUCACUGUUGGCUAUGGAGCCCCGUUAAUCAUAGCUGUCAUUACUGUGGCCUCUACAGCUGGAAGUCAAGGAUACAUUCAAAAAGAUUACAAUUGUUGGCUAAACUGGAGUAAAACGAAGGCCCUCCUGGCAUUUGUGAUUCCUGCUCUGACUAUUGUAGCUAUAAACCUCCUGGUGCUUAUUGUGGUUCUGUGUAAGAUGUUGAGGAGAGGAGUUAAUACUUCCACCCAGCCAGAUGAUAAAAAUCCCCUAGUGGUCAUUGCUAGAUGUGUGGCAAUUUUAACACCUCUCUUUGGUCUAACGUGGGGAUUCGGUAUUGGGACCAUGAUGUCAUCGAGCUUUGGGGUUCAUGUGGUGUUCGCAUUCCUUAAUUCACUGCAGGGCUUCUUUAUUUUGUUGUUUGGAACAUUACUGGAUGGUAAGGUCAGACAAGCAUUGGCAGGAAAGCUGGGACUGAGUAACCUCAGCUCUAACCAAACCAGGAGAAUAAGUGCAGGACCAACAUCCUCAAGUGGACUUCUUUUCAAUCCGAAGUUAUAACAGAGAAAUGUGUUCAAUGUAUUAGACAGUGACAUUUUACCUGUUUCUUCAGCUUCAAGCGGGUCAGAUGCAGUUACUGACAGUUUAGCUAUUUAACGCCUAAUGCUGUUGUUAACAAAGUAAAAAAGUCAAAUAUAUUUUAAAAGCACAAGUAUCAUUUAAAGCACCCUUUUAAAGCCCCAGAAAAGUGAUUUCAGAAUGAUUUUAAAAAUGAUUUGAGAAUGAUGUAUAAGGAAUGAAUGUAAUAAAAUUAUCUGUAU